GUUUCACCCGGACCGCGGGCACUCCAGCCCCGCUCCCCCAACACGUUCAAGACCACAGGAAUAACCCUCCCAUUCUUAAGGAUUUGUCUAUAAUGCUGCCUUAAUGCCGAAUUAAGCAACCCUCCCCCCUUCUUCUCUCUCUGCAAAGGCGCAUUUGGAGACGCUUAGAAACUGGCUACAAUUCUCGCAACGAUUUGGUGUACAUGGUGGAUGGCUGCUGCACGGAUCUAGGGAGCAAUGGUGAUCCUUCAACAGGGAGACUACGUCUGGCUCGACCUCAAGACGGGCUGUGAGUUUGAAGUCCCGAUUGGUGCUGUGGUGAAGUUGUGCGACUCUGGACAGAUCCAGGUUGUGGAUGAUGAGGGGAAUGAGCACUGGAUUUCCCCGCAGAAUGCCACCAACAUUAAGCCCAUGCAUCCGACGUCGGUCCACGGUGUGGAAGACAUGAUCCGACUGGGAGACCUGAACGAAGCAGGAAUUCUGCGGAAUCUCCUGAUCCGCUACAGAGACCGAUUAAUAUACACAAACUGUGGCAGCAGGACCUACACUGGCUCCAUCUUGGUGGCCAUCAACCCGUACCAGCUGCUGCCCAUCUACACGGCUGAGCAGAUCCGUUACUACACCAACAGGAAGAUCGGCGAGAUGCCACCGCACAUCUUUGCCAUAGCCGAUAACUGCUACUUCAACAUGCAGCGUAACAACAGGGACCAGUGCUGUAUUAUAAGUGGAGAGUCUGGAGCUGGUAAAACGGAGAGUACGAAGCUGAUACUGCAGUUCCUGGCAGCGAUCAGUGGGCAACACUCCUGGAUUGAGCAGCAGGUUCUUGAGGCCAAUCCCAUUCUAGAAGCUUUUGGGAACGCUAAAACCAUAAGGAAUGAUAACUCCAGUCGGUUCGGGAAAUACAUUGACAUUCAUUUCAACAAGCGUGGAGCCAUUGAAGGAGCCAAGAUUGAGCAGUACCUCCUGGAGAAGUCUCGCGUUUGUCGCCAGGCCAACGGGGAGAGGAACUACCAUAUUUUCUACUGCAUGCUGAUGGGGAUGAGCCCAGAGCAGAAGAAGAAGCUCGGACUGGGGAAGCCCACGGACUACACCUACUUGACCAUGGGAAAGUGCACCUUCUGCGAUGGCCGGGAUGACAGCAAGGAGUACGCCAACAUUCGCUCCGCCAUGAAGGUCCUCAUGUUCACCGACACGGAAAACGGGGAGAUCAGCAAGCUGAUGGCUGCCAUCCUGCACAUGGGAAACCUCUCGUAUGAACCUCGAAUGUACGACAACUUGGAUUCAUGUGAGGUGGUGUACUCUGGUCAGCUCUUGACUGCUGCCACUCUACUCGAGGUAGAUUGCCUGGACCUCCAGAACUGUCUCACCAGCCGCACCAUUAUAACAAGAGGAGAGACAGUCUCCACUCCUCUCAACAUGGUCCAAGCGCUCGAUGUCCGAGAUGCUUUUGUGAAGGGUAUCUAUGGGCGGCUCUUUGUCUGGAUAGUCGAGAAGAUCAACGCUGCCAUUUACAAACCUCCGUCGCGGGAACCCAAGACCGUGCGCAGAUCCAUCGGCCUACUGGAUAUCUUUGGGUUUGAGAACUUCCACUCCAACAGCUUUGAGCAGCUGUGCAUCAACUUUGCCAACGAGAACCUGCAGCAGUUCUUUGUACGUCACGUGUUCAAGCUGGAGCAGGAGGAGUACAACCUGGAGAACAUCAACUGGCAGCACAUCGAGUUCACCGACAACCAGGAUGCCCUGGACAUGAUCGCCCUCAAGCCCAUGAAUAUCAUCUCACUCAUCGAUGAGGAGAGCAAAUUCCCCAAGGGCACAGACACAACGAUGCUGAACAAACUGAACUCUCAGCACAAGCUGAACGCCUACUACAUCCCACCAAAGAACAACUAUGAGACCCAGUUUGGCAUCAGCCAUUUUGCUGGAAUUGUCUACUAUGAGACGAAAGGUUUUCUGGAGAAGAAUCGCGACACUCUUCACGGAGACAUCAUCCAACUUGUCCACUCCUCCAAGAAUAAGUUCAUCAAACAGAUCUUCCAGGCCGAUGUUGCCAUGGGCGCGGAGACCAGGAAACGCUCGCCGACGCUGAGCAGCCAGUUCAAACGCUCGCUGGAGCUGCUGAUGAGAACUCUCGGUGUCUGCCAGCCCUUCUUUGUCCGUUGCAUCAAGCCCAAUGAGUACAAGAAAUCCAUGCUGUUUGACCGGGAGUUGUGUGUGCGCCAGCUGAGGUACUCUGGCAUGAUGGAGACCAUUCGUAUCCGCAGGGCGGGCUAUCCCAUCCGCUACACCUUUGUGGAGUUUGUCGAUCGGUACCGGGUCUUGAUGCCUGGGGUCAAACCAGCUUAUAAACAGGGAGACCUGCGCGGGACGUGCCAGCGAAUAGCAGAAGCCUUCCUAGGCCGGGUUGAUGACUGGCAGAUUGGGAAGACAAAGAUUUUCUUGAAGGACCACCACGACAUGAUACUGGAGAUCGAAAGGGACAAGGCCAUCACUGACAAGGUGAUCCUCAUCCAGAAGGUGGUGCGGGGAUUUAAAGACAGGUCAAACUUUCUGAAGAUGAGGAACUCUGUGAUGUUAAUUCAGCGCUACUGGCGUGGGUACCGAUGCAGGAAGAGAUUCAGUGCGAUGCGACUGGGGUUCUGCAGGCUGCAGGCCCUGCACCGCUCCCGCAAACUCUUCACCCAGUACCACUUCGCCCGCAAGAGGAUCAUCCUGUUCCAGGCCCGUUGCCGUGGUUGCCUGGUGCGCCGGGCCUUCCGUCACCGCCUCUGGGCCGUCAUCACCAUCCAGGCUAGCGUCCGCGCCAUGAUCGCACGCAGGCUCUACAAGCGGCUGAAAGGGGAGUACCACCGGCGGCUGGAGGCAGAGAAGAUGCGUCUGGCCGAGGAGAUGAGGCUCAGCAAGGAGAUGAGCAGCAAGAAGGCAAAGGAGCAGGCGGAACGCACACACCAGGAACGCUUGGCCCAGCUGGCACGGGAAGAUGCGGCCAGGGAGGUCGAGGAACGCAAGGAAGCGCGCCGGAAGAAGGAAAUGCUCCAGCAGUUGGAGAAAGCUCGCAAUGAGCCGGUGAACGACUCCGAGAUGGUGGACAAGAUGUUUGGCUUCCUGGGCGUCCCUUCUGUGGUGCCUGGACAUGAGGGCCAGCCGCCCGCUGGGUUUGAGGAUCUGGAGAGGUCACCACGGCCAAUGGAUGAAGAGGAUUUGGACGCCAGCCUUCCGUUACCGGAGGAAGAGGAGGAAGAUCUCUCCGAGUACAAAUUUGCCAAAUUCGCCGCCACCUAUUUCCAGGGCACCACCACCCACACCUACAUCCGGCGGCCUCUCAAGGUGCCCUUGCUCUUCCACGAUGAUGAGGGCGACCAGCUGGCUUCGUUGGCGGUGUGGAUCACCAUCUUGCGCUUCAUGGGCGAUCUGCCGGAGCCCAAGUACCACACGGCCAUCAGUGACGGCAGCGAGAAGGUCCCGGUCAUGACCAAGAUCUACGAGACCCUGGGGAAGAAGACCUACAAACGGGAGCUGCAGGCUCUACAAGGCGACGCCGAGAGCGUGCAGGCCGAUAAGAAGAACAGUGUGCGACACAGGUUGGUCUCACUGACUCUGAAGAAGAAAUCCAAGCUGACGGAAGAGGAGGAAGACCUUGCUGAACUUGCCUCCCAGCAAUAUUACGUGGACUACGGCUCGGAGAUCAUUCUGGAGCGGCUGAUGAGCCUGAUUCCUUCUUACAUUCCCGACCGAGAAGUCAACUCUUCCAAAACUAUCGAGAAGUGGGCACAGUACAUCGUAGCGGCUCACAAAAAGGGGGUUUAUACUCAGAAGAGAAUGGACCCUCAGAAGGUGAAGGAGGAGGUCGUGGACUUUGCUCGUUUCAAAUGGCCAUUGCUGUUCUCCCGAUUCUACGAGGCCUUCAAGUUCUCAGGACCAAGCCUGCCGAAAAACGACGUGAUUGUUGCCGUCAACUGGACUGGUGUUUACUUCGUCGACGAACAGGAGCAAGUCCUUCUGGAACUUUCCUUCCCCGAAAUCACGGCUGUGACCAGCAGCAGGGGCGGUAAGAUGCAAGGGCAGAGCUUCACCCUGGCCACCAUUAAAGGUGACGAAUACACCUUCACCUCCAACAAUGCAGAGGACAUCCGCGACCUUGUGGUCACCUUCCUCGAGGGCUUGAGGAUGAGGUCAAAGUUCGUUGUGGCUCUGCAGGAUAACCCGAACCCCUUGGGAGAUGACCUGACCUUCCUGAGCUUCCUGAAGGGAGACCUGAUUGUCCUGGACCAGGACACUGGAGAGCAAGUGAUGAGCUGUGGCUGGGCUCAUGGGGUGAACGAGAGGACCAAGCAGAAGGGCGACUUCCCAACUGAAUGCGUCUACGUCCUGCCCACGGUGACCAAGCCCGCGGCCGAGAUCGUGUGUCUGGUUACCAUGACGCCAGACCAGAGACAAGAAGCCAUCAAGACAUCGCAGCUGACAGUGGGGGACGUGGAGGAGAAGGCCAAGCUCUACACCUUGGAGGAGUUCUCCUAUGACUACUUCAGGCCUCCUCCCAAGCACACGCUCAGCCGAGUGAUGAUCACCAAGAGUCGGGGCAAAGACAAACUCUGGUCCUGUACCCGCGAACCCCUCAAACAGCCGCUCCUCAAGAAGCUGCAGGGGAACGAGGAACUCUCACAGGAAUCAUGCCAGGGAUUCGUGGGUAUCAUGAAGUACAUGGGCGACCACCCCUCCAAACGCACGCGCUCCGUCAACGAGCUGACCGACCAGAUCUUCGAAGCUGCCUUGAAGGGGGAGCUGAUGAAGGAUGAGAUUUAUUGCCACAUCCUGAAGCAGCUGACCGAUAACCAUGUGAAGUACAGUGAGGAGAGAGGCUGGGAGCUGCUCUGGUUGUGCACCGGCCUCUUCCCUCCCAGUAACAUCCUGCUGCCUCACGUACAGAGGUUUCUACAGUCUCGCAAAGGCCACCUGCUCGCCCCGGACUGCAUGCACCGACUGCAGAAGGCACUGCGAAAUGGUUCCCGCAAGUAUCCGCCCCACCUAGUGGAAGUAGAGGCCAUCCAGCACAAAACCACCCAGAUAUACCACAAGGUCUACUUCCCCGACGAUACUGAUGAGGCAUUUGAAGUGGAAUCGAGCACAAAGGCUAAGGAUUUCUGCCAACGUAUCUCCGCCCGGCUCCUCCUGAAAUCCGCCGACGGCUUCAGUCUGUUCGUGAAGAUCUCCGACAAGGUGAUCAGCGUUCCCGAAGGGGAUUUUUUCUUUGACUUUGUGCGCCAUCUCACCGACUGGAUCAAGAAAGCCCGGCCGGUCAAAGACGGUGUUGUUCCUUCGCUGACCUACCAGGUGUUCUUCAUGAAGAAGCUGUGGACACACACCGUUCCUGGCAAGGACCAGAUGGCCGACUCCAUCUUUCAUUACUACCAGGAGCUGCCCAAGUAUUUGCGGGGUUACCACAAGUGUUCCCGGGACGAGGUGCUGCAGUUGGCCGCGCUCAUUUACCAGGUGAAGUUCGAGGAUGACAAGUCCCAGUUCCCCAACAUUCCCAAGAUGCUGAAGGAGCUGGUGCCUCAGGACGUGGUGCGGCAACUCUCUCCAGAUGACUGGAAACGGUCCAUCGUGGCCUUCUACAAUAAACAAGCCGGGAAGUCCAGAGAAGAGGCCAAGCUGCUGUUCCUGAAGUUGAUCUACAGGUGGCCUACCUUUGGAUCGGCUUUCUUUGAAGUAAAGCAAACCACCGAGCCAAACUACCCUGAGAUCCUUCUCAUUGUGAUCAAUAUGCAUGGAGUGAGCCUCAUCGACCCAAAGGCCAAGGAUAUUCUCACCACCCAUCCGUUCACCAAGAUAUCAAACUGGAGCAGUGGCAACACCUACUUCCACAUCACCAUCGGCAACCUGGUGCGGGGCAGCAAGCUGCUGUGUGAGACCUCCCUGGGUUACAAGAUGGACGACCUGUUGACCUCCUACAUCAGCCAGAUGUUGACAUCCAUGAACAAGGAUCGCAGUACAAAGGCUGGCAAAUGAACCUCUUGCGACUACUGGCUCUGGGCCUGUCGGCUCAUCCAGAUGUUGAGGCCCGCGGGUAAUCCUUGCAGCUGGAAUAAGACCUUCUCCACCCAGAUCUGGAGCAUGAGGAGAAGUCCUCCAGCGAGCUCCUCGAGCAGUGACUCCGACUCUUCCUCCAGCGAAGAUGAUUAUUUGUAGUGUGUCUGUGUGUGUGUGUGUGUGUGUGUGUGCGUGCGUGUGUGUGUGUGUGCGUGUGUCUGUGUCUGUGUGUGUGUGUGUGUAGUGUGUGUGUGCGUGCGUGUGUGUGUGUACAUGUGUGUGCGUGUGUGCGUGUGUGUGCGUGGGCGGGUCCAUGCACGAGCGAGAGAAAGUCUCUUCCAAUCGCAGGCAACGAGCCAAAAAACAAAGCAAGCCCAGGACUCGCAGUCAGUCCAAAAAGAGAAGUCCGGCCUACUGUGAAAGGCUUCUAGUUUCAUGACACCCAAGUGUUAUUUGCAAUGCUGCUGCUUUCACCCAAAUCACAAGGAUGGUGGGUGUGUAAGUGUUUGUGAGUUUUCAUUCUGUGCUGCAUCUUAUCUUUCACGUCACCGCUAAAUCUCUCCGCGCACGAGUUUCGUCGAGUCCACUUUAACCGAGGUAUGAAUUAGCCCGCUGCGUUCAAUCCAAGUUGGCAUCUAACUCGUACGAGGACUCCGCAAGAUGCUUUGUCCUAGGUAUAGACAUUUUUUUUGCCCUUGAAGGCUGUGUCACUUAAUUCCCAGUGUUUGUUUCUGUCAGCCCAACUCCGUUCUGUCUCCAGUCGACAUUGAAAUGUGCAUGUUUUAUAUUUCUUUGGGGGUGUCUAGAUCUUAACAAAGUUGACCAAAUGUAGGUUGGGUCCUAUCUGGAGAAGGUCCUAUCCGUCACGGCUGAUGUACGUCCAGUUGCCGAACCCUCCUUGACCUCUGGCACUUGGGUGACCCCUGACCUAAUCACUGCCCCCCCCCGGCCUCCUGCUAUGAAGACGUUCCACGAUAAAGACAUCAUCUUGGUAACGUUGCCACUCUGAGUGACACUGGUUGUAACCCUCUUUCUCCACUCCCUUUCCUCAACAAUCUCACUUGGUGCACCAACAAAUGUCCACUCCCUAGAUGUGAGGGGAUAGGAUACCUUCAUGGUCAGCCAUGUCCUUGGGUGGGAAGCAAGGAAAGGUUCGAUGGACGCUUUUUCCUUUUUGUGUGAUAAAAUUAACUCUGUGUGUGUGUGUGUGUGUGUGUGUUUCCACGUGUUGUCUUAAAGACCAUGUGACCUCUCUUCCUCACGAGGAGAUGUAAUGCCUUGCAUUGAUUGGUAGAAAGUAGCACAAGAUAAGUCGCCCAGAGAGAUGACAAACCACUCACUAAUCUCCUCUGAUCUGUUGCUAGGUCGACCAGUGCUCGCGAUUCUCAAUCAGUUGACGUCUUUAGAUAGAACUAGUCGCUGCCUGUAUUUGGUUGGUGACAACGAUGAUCACAAACUUGUAUCUGUCACUGGGAUGAAUCUUGUGUUGGGAUGUCGGCAUGGUGGAACCUACAAAUUGUGCAUGGGGAAGCCGGUGCAAUGUUCCACAGAGUUCCACAGACCAUGUUCUGUCUGCGUGAAACCUUCUUGUGUCGGGGAGGCACAUUGUGGAAAGCUUCAAGAGCACAUUGCCCUGUCUAAAACGCUUGCAUCUUGGGACAAUAUUCAAGACUGUUGCUUCACUGGGCCUUGUCCAAGCCAACUGGGUUUGGAGGACACCAGAUAGUUUGAUACCAGUUGUCCCAACAGGAGGUCCUUAGUAGCUCUUCAACAACCCAUCUCUCUCUCUCUCUUCCACUGCAUUGAACUGAAUGUGAACAAUAUAUGUACAUAAUGUUAAUAUUGAAGAUAAGUAUUGUGAUAACUUUUUUUUAAAUAAAAGCCUUGUUCUGGAUGCAUGUUCACGUUUGGUGAGCUGAAGAUGACCUUUGAUUUCCUUUGGCCACGCAGGGCCCGACUAUGUUGUGUGUCUAACCGUCCGUCUGCGGUUUGUAUCUGUACAAAGAAUGCCCACACUGCAUAAUAAAUAUUUAUCUGCAUAUUAACUUCAA
Molecule: messenger RNA, 8078 nt
Organism: Amblyraja radiata (thorny skate)
Lineage: Eukaryota; Metazoa; Chordata; Chondrichthyes; Rajiformes; Rajidae
Gene: myo7aa
Product: myosin VIIAa
Exons: 45
Coding region: 238-6006 (1922 amino acids)
Cellular component (GO): myosin complex; cytoskeleton
Molecular function (GO): protein binding; cytoskeletal motor activity; ATP binding
Source: RefSeq, a predicted model, not a curated record